Messenger RNA from Plodia interpunctella (Indianmeal moth), 1602 nucleotides. RefSeq lists its product as uncharacterized. The coding region runs from base 378 to 1130 and encodes 250 amino acids. The record is from RefSeq and is a predicted model, not a curated record. The transcript has 2 exons. NCBI's taxonomy places the organism in Eukaryota, Metazoa, Arthropoda, Insecta, Lepidoptera, Pyralidae.
AUUUAAUUGGCUGAAAAUUGAAUUUAGUCCAAAACUCUUUCACAGAGUUAUUACGAUCGUCGUAUUUUAUUUAUUUUAUCUAUAUAAAUUCAAACUUCUUUGAAGUUAUUAACAUUAUAUAUAUAUAAGAAAAUUUCCAUUUUGUGUUUGUUAAAGCUUAUGGAAGAAUUUGUUUGCAUUGAUCUAUUGAUAAGCUUUUGAAGGUGUUAGUUAUUGUUUAUUUGACUAGGUACGGAAAUAAAUAAACUCUAUAUGUGUGUAUUUAGAAUAUAAUUUGUGUAUAUUUAUUUUGUCUCAUUUUUACUGUACAAGCAGUAAAUAUCUGUUGCUACAGAACAAUUUGUUAUUACAAUUAAGAAAAAAUAGAAAUUCACAUAAUGGAUGAUGAAAAACAAGCUCGACGAACUGUAUAUAUAACUCCUCGACAAAAGAAGAAGUUGAUAGAAUUGGUGUCUCAGCACCCUGAAGUAAUUUCUUGCAAAGUAACUCCUGGUUUCACAUACAAAGACUCGCAACUGAUUUGGAAAAAAAUCGCAGCAGAAUGCAAUGCUUUGCUGGGGCCCGGGGCCGGGGCACAAAAGUCGUGGAGACAGUGGAGAAAGACUUGGCAAGAUCUCCGCUCCAAUGUGAGGAAACGUCAUGCAGAAAGUAAUGGUGACCUACCCUUGUCUAUGACUAAGUUGACACCGGCUGAGCAAGAGGCAUUGGGGCUCAAAAAUGUGUCGUCUACCACUAGUUGUCAAGAAAGCACAGAAUUUGUCAUGUUAGAACAAGAGAACUCUUUCGAUUUCAAUAAUGAGUGUGAAUCUCCGAUCUCAUUUAGUGAACCAGAAUCACCACAGGAAAAGAAAGUAUUUGAUCUACCAAAAGAGCGGAAAAAAAUUAAAAGUAAAACCAAACUAUCGGUUCAUGAUUCAAACAAAUGUAAUUUUAAUUGUGAUAAUUUGGCUGCCUGUGAAGAGAAAAAAUUACAAAUAAAAGAGGACUAUUUCAAUUUUAAAAAAGAAUAUUUAAAACAGAAAUUAGAAAUAAUGAGACAACAGACAGAAGCAUUACAGAAUAUAGCAAGGGAGCUGUCAAAGGUUGAUAUAUUAAAGUCAUUACCUACCAUUGUACAAAAUAACACUUGAAUUUAAUAUCUAAGUGUGUAUAAGACCUGAAAUCUCUAUGCCACUCAGUGUUAUCUGUUCUAAGGCAUUUAGAAAAACAAUAGUUAUAUGAUUCUGAUAUAUGCAUGCAUGUAAGUAAAGAGUCUCUAUGACAUUGAUCAAAACAUGCUUCAGACAUUUAAACUCCCUAGAUCAAUAAUUGAAUUUGUUUAAAAGGUGCCAUGCAAGCAUAUAGUAUGUUGAUUGUUAUAGAAAUGAUAAAUAUUAUAAAUUCAAAUUUUAUUUUAUUUUUUUAAUUUUGGCUUGAUGCGUUAUCAUUAUACAUUUAAAGUUAUUGUAACAACAAGGAAAUAUUUUCAUCUUGUAUUUGAGAACUACCUAAGUUGUUUGUUUACUGUUGUGAUUUUUUUACUAUUGAGACACCAUUGUAACAUUAUAAAGAACGUUAGACGAAUCGACGCCCUAUAAGAUAAUGGCGAUUUUUCACUAAUCA